Messenger RNA from Oppiella nova, 369 nucleotides. The record is from the annotation of a GenBank genome assembly. Lineage: Eukaryota; Metazoa; Arthropoda; Arachnida; Sarcoptiformes; Oppiidae.
AUGACUGUGGGAAUUGAAAAUUGUGUGACCAAUGAAACUACAGACAAAACCAGUGAUAAUCACCACAAACCACAACACUUAACGAUAGCUCCUGUAUUCAAAGUGAUCACAGAUUAUAAUGGUUUGAAUGACUUGGAGUCCAACCGUAUAUCCGAACUCCUGAUGGCUUGCAAUGUAUUUCACUAUCCGUUGAGUAAAAACAUAAUUGAAGUAAAGGACAGACUAAAUACUUUAAUGGAUUUAGGGCUAUAUGCGACCAUGAUCAACUCGAACUCGCAAAGUACGGAUGAUAAUGACAAAUCAUUAAGUGCGAUCGCAUUGUUUAAUCCCAAUCGACCCAACCUAAGGCAUAGACAAUCAAUUAAGUAA